Emys orbicularis (European pond turtle) is the source of this 957-nucleotide messenger RNA. RefSeq names its product ankyrin repeat and SOCS box containing 7 (gene ASB7). Gene Ontology annotation, molecular function: protein binding. Gene Ontology annotation, biological process: intracellular signal transduction. The record is from RefSeq and is a predicted model, not a curated record. The transcript has 3 exons. Gene Ontology annotation, cellular component: nucleus; cytoplasm. Bases 1 to 957 code for a protein of 318 amino acids. Lineage: Eukaryota; Metazoa; Chordata; Testudines; Emydidae.
AUGUUACACCAUCACUGUCGGAGGAACCCUGAACUACAGGAAGAGUUGCAGAUUCAGGCUGCAGUAGCUGCUGGGGAUGUUCACACCGUGCGCAAGAUGUUGGAACAGGGCUAUUCUCCAAAUGGUCGAGAUGCCAAUGGCUGGACCUUGCUUCAUUUCUCUGCAGCAAGAGGGAAAGAGAGAUGUGUUCGUGUAUUUCUUGAACACGGAGCUGAUCCCACAGUUAAGGACUUAAUUGGAGGCUUCACUGCUCUGCAUUAUGCUGCCAUGCAUGGCCGGGCAAGGAUUGCACGCUUGAUGUUGGAAUCAGAAUAUAGAAGUGACAUUAUCAAUGCAAAAAGCAAUGAUGGUUGGACUCCCCUCCAUGUAGCAGCCCACUAUGGCAGAGACUCAUUUGUCAGACUCCUGCUGGAGUUCAAGGCUGAGGUUGAUCCGCUCAGUGAUAAAGGUACUACACCGCUUCAGUUAGCCAUUAUCCGAGAGAGGUCAAGCUGCGUGAAAAUCCUUCUGGAUCACAAUGCCAACAUCGACAUUCAAAAUGGUUUCCUGUUACGAUACGCUGUGAUCAAAAGCAAUCACUCUUACUGCCGAAUGUUUCUUCAGAGAGGGGCGGAUACAAACUUGGGCCGCUUAGAAGAUGGACAGACACCAUUACACUUGUCUGCUCUUAGAGAUGAUGUGCUUUGUGCACAAAUGUUAUAUAAUUAUGGAGCAGACACUAACACAAGGAACUAUGAAGGACAGACCCCAUUGGCUGUUUCAAUAAGUAUUUCUGGAAGUAGCCGACCCUGUCUGGAUUUCUUACAAGAAGUAACAAGACAGCCCAGAAACUUGCAAGAUCUAUGCCGAAUUAAAAUCCGCCAGUGUAUAGGCCUUCAAAACCUAAAACUGCUUGAUGAACUACCCAUUGCCAAGGUCAUCAAAGACUAUUUAAAACACAAGUUUGAUGAUAUCUGA